CCUUGCAGAACAGGAGGUAAGAGGUAUAAAUAUUAUAAUCAGCCACGAGCAACAUAUCCUACUUCACUUCGCUUAAUAUUCAUUCUUUUUUUUCAAAAAUUAUAACUUGUAAAAGCAUACUUUUCAAGAAAGUCUUUACAAACGAGAACGUCCAAAACGUAAACUGACUUCGUCCACAUUCAGUGAAAUUAAUUAUUUCUGUUGUGUAUGUCCUGAGAUACUACAAAUUAGAUUUAGAGAUUUCUCAAACUUCUUAUAUCAAUCUGGUAUGUGAGAUAUUAUCAGCCAAUGAUUAUACCCUACACCACUUGUGGAAUAGUGUAUAAUAAGAUUUUGCGGACAUAUGUAACAUACAGGGCUUAAGAUAGAUCCACUUUUUCUCUUUUCUUCUCUUUCACUUUCACAAUUCAGAAUCGUAAUCUAAAUUGAUGUAAGCCUGUCUGCCCGUCUGAUGUCCGUUCAUGAAAGUUUGUGUUCAAGAUACAUGAUGAAAUUUGAUACAGUGAUGUAUUUUGACCAAGAAACGAAUGCUAUUGAAAAUGGUUCAGAUCCGUCUACUUCUUCCACCAAGUAACGCCCUAUUCUCAAAUCUCGUUAUAUGUAACAAAUUGUAAUUUUCAAAAUUUCUAGGCAAACAAAAAAAAAAAAUUGAACUGUGCUAAAUUCAGAUCAUCUCUGCCUAAUUUUUAAUUAAUACCUUAUAUAUCAAUUUGCACGAAAUUAGUAGGGCAGAGAAGUCUAAACUAAAUUUAAGAAAAAACAAUUCACUAUACCAAAUUUGAGCCACUUAGACUUAUUUUUAGAUCCUACCCUAUAUAAGAACUUUUACGAAAAUUUCUGUUUUUUAGGUUAGAAAAGUUUAAGCUUUAAUAUGUUAUGAUGAGAAUUUUUUAUGAUGAGAAUUUGAUAUACAAAUUACAACCGUUCUGACGAAAAGUAAGCCUUUAUUUGGUCGGAGUCGUAUUUUGCAUAUCCAGUUCCAUAACGAUAAGCUCUUAUAAAAACAGAGUUGUGUUCUAUGGCAAGAAUACGAUUUGUGUGAGACAAUGCGGCGUAGGGUAUUUAAUAGUCGGCCCAUAAUGUUUUCUUUUUCGACUAUUACAGUGGGUGUUAUCCCUAAGACACUAAUUUAUAUUCCUAACGCUCCACGUUUCACAUUUUCAUCUAUGGUGUAUUAUGGUAGAUCCAAUAUUAUUGACAGCUAGGAAAAGAUAUCUCCUAAAUCAUUAUAGAGAUCUUUAUAGGACGGAGGUUUUCAAUUGAAUUCUUCAUCUUGAUGCAAGCCUAUAACGCAAAUGUUACCAGAGACAUGAAGUUUUCUUUAACAUUUUUAUACGAAUUUUGAGAGAAAAGUUCGUAAAGAAGAAUUCCGCGCUUUAUUUACUUACUUUUAUUUAUUUAAAUUAUUGAUAUGAAUAAAUAAACAUAAAAUAAAAUACAUUUAUAAAACAUUUGUAGCAAAACACCCAGCAUGAACACCUAUCUGCAGGCAUUGAAAUGCGAAACACUUUAACUCAAAUUGAUUGAAAAAAUCUACAAACAAUUCAAAUCAUAAUAAGUGGAUUGCGUUCUUUAAAGCAUAACCAAGAUUAGGUCGUACAUGCUACGAUAAGAGCAAAAAAAAAAAAAAAAUGUGAACAAAUAAUGUGAGAACAUAAGAAGAGAGAAAGAGAGAGCAAAAUAUUCUUCAUAUCUCAAUUGCAAUAAUGUGAAGAAAAGAGUAAUUGAAAGGAAAAAGAAUAAGACAAUUUUAACGGUAACCGCGUUCAUUUUCAAUUAAUAACGGAAUUGAAAUUAAUUAAAAAGAAUUGAGUUUGAUUUGCUUCGUAAUACAUUAUCAUGGAAUUUCAGGGUUUUAAUUAUUAUGAUAUGAAUGAGUGAAUAAGUGAAGUGACACAGUGUACGUAAACAAAUUAUCACUAGGGGAAGGAAUUUUUUGGAAUUUGUAACAUUAUGGAUGCGUCCAGAGUAUCUACACCUUCAUCAGCUGGCUUAAGUCAACGCAAUAUGACCUUAAUGUAUGAAAGGCGUGAUUCUAAACAGCUAAACAGUUCACCGCAUUCAACUCAAUUACCGCUAACGGCGGGUAAAGACGUUAUAAAUCACGUAAUUGGCGAUUUCGGAAUCUGGCAACUCCGUACUAUCCUUAUCAUAUUUUUAUGUAAAAUACCGGCAUCUUGGUUUAUGGCUUGCAUAAUAUUUACCGCACCCGAACUAUAUCCGAGUACGGAAUUCCAAUGCGAUCCGUCGUCCUUGAAUCCCAAUCAGACCGUUACAGCGAAUCAAUGUUACAUAGAGGACACGACAACCGGCGAACGUGCGGAAUGUAGAAAUUUUUUAUAUACCUUCGAUUUUCAUUCAUUGAUUAUGGACUUCGAUUUGGUAUGCCUACGGGAUAUAUUUGUUGCUUGGACUCAAUAUUGGCAUUUGUUUGGUGUGCUGGUGGGCGGUGUUACAGCUACAAAAAUGAUGAUAUUCAUUAGUCCACGCCAUGUGUACUUUAUCGGUCAGAUGGCUCAGAUUGUAUGCGGUGUUGUAACCGGUUAUGCUCGCGACUUUUCUUUACAUUGUGCUUUUCGAUGCCUGUCUGCGGUAUGCUGUGCGAUAAUGUUUACCUCGGGACAGGCCAUAUUUGCUGAUCUAACUUUUGGUAUUUACCGGUCGGGUGCAAUUAUUCUCUAUGAUACCUUUUGGUCAAUUGGCGUUAUUUUUUUACCAUCGUUAUCGUCCUUCUUCAAUAAUUGGACUCACAUAUAUUUGGGCAUUACAUUUCCAACUUUAAUUCUAACAUUUCUCUUACAAUGGACACCCGAUUCGCCACGAUGGCUUUUGAAAAAUGGCAGGGAAAACGAUGUGGAACAUGUCGAGUUAAUGAUACGACAAGGAGCCACUAUUAAUGAUCGUGAAUUUAAAAUCCCUUCAGAUUUUCGGGACCAACUAAUUGCUUUAAGAAAUAAGCUACGAUCGGGCCCGCCACCAGCAAAGUGGUCGGAUUUAUGGCGUGGUCCCCGAGCGAAACUCCACAUGAUAGGAGCUCAUUUGGCUUUGUCGGCGUUUGUAAUAAAUUUCAUGGGCAUGUUGUUAAAUAUUCGUUCAUUUGGUCGCGAUUAUUUGGUGCCAAAUACCAUAGCAAUGGGUUUCGCGGAAAUUGCUGGAUGCUUUAUGGCCUUGCACUUUCAAUUGAAGUAUGACAAAUGGAAAUGGCAAUGGGCAGGUGGUCUCAACAUUUUCGCAGGCUUAAUCGGUUGUUCAGGAUGGUACUUCAGUCAUGCCGAAUUGAAUUCCGAAUUAAAAGUCACGCUAUGGAUGAUUAUAGCUACAAUACCGAAGGCUGGCGUAUCAUGCGCUCAGUCUAUGAUUAUGGCUUGUAUGGCGGAGGUAAUGCCGCCUAGUAAGAAGAUACCCUACGUUUUUUCUGUGGUUACGUUUGCUCGUGUUUGGCUUUUAUCGGCACCGUUUAUUAAUGUCUUGAAGAAAAUUGAUGUCGCCCUGUCCUUGAGCUCUUAUUGUGCUCUCAGUAUAUUUGGCGGUAUAUGUACCUGUUUAAUGUUAACGCCAAGAACUCCUAUGCCUACUGUUACAUUACCGGAGGAUAAAAUGAAAAAUCAAAAGGAGGCUUCACCUCUAACAGCAAACGUUUGGACCGUCGAAAACGAUGUGAACAAUACGCGUUUAUAGUCACAAUAAGUUUUUUUUUUUUCUUUUUUUUUAAAUCUCAAAAUGCU
Glossina fuscipes is the source of this 3725-nucleotide messenger RNA. RefSeq names its product solute carrier family 22 member 13. Gene Ontology annotation, biological process: transmembrane transport. The record is from RefSeq and is a predicted model, not a curated record. NCBI's taxonomy places the organism in Eukaryota, Metazoa, Arthropoda, Insecta, Diptera, Glossinidae. The transcript has 5 exons. Bases 1954 to 3678 code for a protein of 574 amino acids. Gene Ontology annotation, molecular function: transmembrane transporter activity.